Messenger RNA from Xenopus tropicalis (tropical clawed frog), 1459 nucleotides. RefSeq names its product antioxidant 1 copper chaperone (gene atox1). The record is from RefSeq and is a predicted model, not a curated record. The transcript has 4 exons. The coding region runs from base 99 to 305 and encodes 68 amino acids. Gene Ontology annotation, molecular function: metal ion binding. NCBI's taxonomy places the organism in Eukaryota, Metazoa, Chordata, Amphibia, Anura, Pipidae.
GGGCUGGGCCUGAUCAGGGCUUCCCUUCCAGCAAGCAGAGCUGAGGUGUAUUAGAGAGAUCUUCUGAGCCGCACAGCGUUGCGCACAUCUGCCUCGCCAUGUCGAAGAAGGAAUUCUUUGUAGAUAUGACUUGCGAAGGCUGCGCCAAUGCUGUAAAUCGUGUUCUUUCUAGGUUGGAAGGAGUCCAGUAUGAAAUAGAUUUACCCAACAAGAAAGUUGUGACUGAGUCUGAUCUCUCUGUGGAUCUAUUGCUUGAAACACUAAAGAAAACUGGAAAGGAAGCAAAGUAUUUGGGAUGCAAAUAACUGAUGGACCAAGACUCUAAAGGAAUAAAGCCUGACUGAUCGGUGUGGAUUAGUUCCGGUAAGUAUUGUUUUAUUCUAUUAUUAAUUAUUUUAGCAUAUAUCUUCAUGUCAAUAUUUAUUAGGGAUAUGGGUCUGUAGCUGGCACAUUGUUGGGGAUCUUUACCUGGCUUGGGUAUAAUUGUUAUGUGGGCUUCUUGGGCUUGUGGGUGAAAUGGAGUUGUUGCUGAUAUGGAAUUAAAAUAAUUCAGUAGGAGGGGGGCUAGCUCGUUUUUAUAUGUUUUAUAGUAUAGUGCAGUGUACCCGUCUGGUCCGGGACUUUUCCCUGUGGGGAGAUUAUCUAUGCUUUCUUCUAUUUCCUGGAGGCGAAAGGGAGCAUCUAUUGACUGACUAUCUUCUGGGGUAAGUACUUGUAGUUUGGCGUUCUUUAUGAACUCGUCUAUUCUCUCUUUGUUUUCACCAUUGUCGACUGUUCCUUUCAAUCUGUAUAAUGACUGGUAGUAGUUCUGGAAGGCCCUGGCAAUACCUUUGGAGUCAUAUUGUGUUGUACUAUUGUUAUUCUUUAUUGCAGUAAUAUGUGAGUGGGGUUGCAUUUUUUUAAUUAUACCUGCAAAGUGCUUAUUACACUUGUCUCCUAAUUCGUAGAACCUUUGUUUACACCUCAUGAAGGCCUGAUAGGUUUUCUGAUCAAGAAUUGCCUUUAGUUGUAGCCUUUUACUCUCUAACUGGAGAAGGUUUUUCUGUGCUAAUGUGGACUUAUGUGUUUGUUCAAGAUGGGAAAUUUCCUCUAUUAGUUUGUUUAUUUCUUUUUCCUUCUCUUUUUUCAGGUUACUACUUAUUGAAAUGAUUUGGCCCCUGAGGACGCACUUUAAGGUUUCCCACAUGGUACCAGGAGAAUUUGUACUAGAGAUAUUGUCUUGCAACACUUGAGAAAUGUUUGUUUUGAUCUGUUUUCUAAUGUGGUCUUUGUGUAAUAAAAAAUCAUUCAUUUUCCAGGUAAAUUCAGGUUUGGUGGUCUUGGGGAUCACAAACUUAACUGCAAUGGGGGAGUGGUCGGAUAAAACACUGCUACCAAUUUUGGCUUGUGUGAAUAGGUGUAGCCAAUUCUGUGAAACCAUGAUAUAAUCUAUUCUGGAAUAAACCAUGUGAGUUUUGGA